CAGGUAAAGGGGAUAAAAGUUACGCAGCAAAUGUAAAAAAAAUACCACCAUGAGCAGCAAAUUUGAGACAUCCCAAGCAGCACAGGCUGACAGUGAAGAAAAUACAGAAAAUGAAAUAGAGGAGAAGUGUGAAAUAAUUCGCCAGCGCAUAAUAGAGAAAUGUGAAAAGCAGUUAGAUCUCAGGCAACGACGCAUCAUAUUAAUUGGUCCCCCGGGAGCAGGGAAAAGUUCCUUUGUGAAUAGCAUCGCUGCAGCAAUGAGUAAAUCAUUCAGUAUGGUCGCAGAAGCCGGAUCCUUUGGAGACAGCAGAGGGGACGCUGAGUCUGGCAUUACCCUCUACCUUAGUGACUUUCUCAACCUUGGCCUUGAGGAGUCCAAAUUCGACGACUUGCCCACUUUGAUUGACCUGACCGGGCUGCCAAACAACGAAAGAUUAGACCUGCUCCAAGAGGUGUUGAGCAUCGUCAUAUAUGGACGUCUCCCUGAAAACGAGCGCGUCCAAGCUUUGUUCGACUUCGUUUACAGAGAGGGCAACGGUGUCAAGGAUUUGCGCCUCAAGUAUCCGGAGACACGCGAGUCCCGAGACCUGGAAGCCACGUGCAUUGUGUUUGUCCUGAACGCUGAUUCUGACAAUGUGCCCGAGAGUUUAAUGAAAGCAGUGACAACAGUCGUCAUGAAUGGUCCCAGGCAAAUACGAAUUUUCGGGCUCAUCACUAAGAAAGACUUGGCGGAGAAUGAGGAGGGAUACCCAAGACUAAGAGAAGCGCUAGUCUCUAAUUUGGGCUUGGUUGGGGUGACAAAUCAACGCCUUGGAGAAGUAAAAUGCUACUGCGAUGCUAAUUGUCAACCACCACGGCAACCUUGGCACUAUCCGGCGCUCGACUUACCAAUCUUAGAGUUCCUGGAACUCCUCCUUGACCCGGCCAACAGAGCAAUAGACCGCCAAAAACCCUCCGGCCGCCGCUUGAGAAAGCCUCCAAUGUCUUGGAAUGGAAAAAUGUGCCUGCUCUCCAUCUUUAUAGCUUUAGUUGCUGUCAUAUUAUUUGCGGUAUUUUCUAAUCCCUCGAAACACCCUACAGGCAAUAAAGGCAACAACUCGGGCUUUUAACCCGUUUUGCUCAUUCGCAAAUUGACUUGCAGUUUUGGUAAUACAAAGAGACCUACGUGAUGUACACGAAAGGAAUGGAUCCUAUAUACUCAUUACUCUUGAAGAAAUCUGAUUCAUUAUGAUACCUUAUGAAAUAACACAUGACUCUAAGUAAUAGGUCAGUGUCAACUGCUUUUGUCUUUAGAAGCGAUUGGAUGAGCACACACCAGAGAUGACUGCCUGUUUGUCUGAUUAUUUUUAUUUUUAUUAUUUAUUUAUUUAUUUAUUUUAUUUUAUUUAUUUUAUUAUUUUUUUUUUUUUGAAGCAACGAUAUUUGAAAGUUUUGACUUGUAAAAUAACUAUAACUGUUUAACCAUUAUUGAAACUAGAGAAGCACUCCGAGAGCGCAGACCUCCGCCAUGGCAGCAAAGUCUCCCCCCAAUGCCGUUUCACCCCUAAAUUUUCAU
Lingula anatina is the source of this 1554-nucleotide messenger RNA. RefSeq lists its product as uncharacterized. NCBI's taxonomy places the organism in Eukaryota, Metazoa, Brachiopoda, Lingulata, Lingulida, Lingulidae. The record is from RefSeq and is a predicted model, not a curated record.